AUGGCUGUCUCUACACUUGGAGGUUUUACUAGUGGUGCGUUCAUUGCUGCUCUUAGUUGUCCUUUUGAGUUAGUCAAGAUACAAAAACAGCUCGAAUUUCUGCUGCAGGCCAGUAGUGUGUCAACUGGUGCCACCGUUGUACGAUCCUUAUCCGAGAAUGAUAUACGACCCAGUUGUGGAGCAAGAUCGACCAUUAAUCGUACUGUAGGGGCUGGUAUGCCAAUUUCUCCUUUGUCAAAUCCAUCCUCUACACAGGCAUCAACCUCAACCUCAACUUCUCUUGUUGAACUACCUUACUCUAUCUCUACGUCAAGUUGGGCAUCAGCAAAGGAAAUCAUCAGAAAAAAAGGUAUUACAGCUCUAUAUAAUGGCUUUGGUCUCCAUUUUUUACGUGACUCUGUUGGUACUGGUGUCUAUUUUGGUGCCUACGAAACAACAAAAUACUUAUUGACAAAAAAGAAUGAAAAAGCUGGCCCAUUAACACAAUUCCUUGCUGGAGGGAUUUGUGGUAUUCUUUGUUGGCUUGUUGUGUUUCCAAUAGAUUUAGUCAAGACUUUGAAACAAAAGGAAAUCCUCUCACCAUCUCCUCUUUACAGCCGUGUUAGUGAUUGUGUUGCCAAUAUUGCACGUCAAAAAGGAUAUAUGGGAUUCUAUUCUGGUAUCUCUGUUACUUUACUUCGCGCUUUUCCUAUCCAUUCUUUGAAUUUUUUGCUCAUAAAAGUUGAGAUCAGGUACAACAGGUUGGAUUGCCCCACAUUCGUCAUUAGUACAACUAACAGCAGAACGAGAGGCAAUUUUACCAAAAAAUUACCUUUGGUGAAAGAAGCAAUAAACGAAUGUGAUUUUAUGGCUAUUGAUACUGAACUAUCAGGACUUUAUCGACCAGGUACUGGAAAACGUAUUGAAACUCUCGAUUAUAGAUAUCAAGAAUUCAAAGAAGCUACAGAACGAUUCACCAUCAUUCAGUUUGGGCUUUGUACUUUCAAAUGGGAUCAACCUUCUGGACGAUAUAUCGCUAAACCUUUCAACUUUUAUAUCUUUCCUACAAGUUUUGCUGGUGGACGAUCUCAUCCAAACCGUGUCUUCCAUGUACAGGCUCAAGCUUUUGACUUUUUGGCAAAACAGACUUUUGACUUUAACAAGUGGGUAUAUCAAGGGAUUCCAUUUAUGAACUUGUCAGAAGAACAAGAAUUUAUCAAGGAAAGAACAAAAAUGUUUAAUGAUGAAAUACCUGAUAUUCCUGUUGAUGAUAAGGAACUUGGUUAUUUGAAUGCAGCUAGAGAAAAGAUCAACGCUUGGUUGAAAACUGAAAAAUUGGAGAACAAGAAUAACAACAAUAAUGAUGGUGUCAACAUUGAAACUGCCAAUGGUUAUCAAAGACGUAUCAUUUAUCAAGAUGUUCGUAACAAUUUUGAAGGAUUGGUGGCAGAAGGACGAAAAGGAUUUAUCAAGGUGAUGCGUCUGAAUGAAAAACAAAAAUUGAAACGAAAUAAAGAACGUGAAGAACUAUAUAAGAACGACUGUGAAAAAGCGGUUGGAUUUCGAAAGGUGAUUGACUGGAUCUCUGAAUCAAAAAAACCUCUCGUUGGACAUAAUAUGUUUUUGGACAUUUGCCAUGUUAUUGGACAAUUCAUACAACCAUUACCUGAUACCAAGGAAGAAUUCAAGCUUUUCGCUCAUACGGUGUUUCCAAUUAUGAUUGAUACCAAAUAUAUCGCUAUCUCUAGCCCAGAAAUAAUGGUAAGUAAAAAGGAUGCAACUGAUCUGGAAAACCUACGAUUCGAAACUAGUCGUAAUAUAUUCAAGAAUCCACGUAUUGACGUAGAUUGGGAAUAUCCUCGCUAUCUUGAAGAAAAAGCUCAUGAAGCUGGUUAUGAUGCCUAUCUGACUGGAACUGUAUUUCUCAAAUUGCUAUCCUAUCUAAAGGAACAGAACGUUGGAUCAUUGAAUACAGUGAUCAAACUUGAAGAAGAAAUACAGCAAGAUACUGUGAUUUGUGAAAAUUCAAAUGGUGGAUGGGAUUGUGAACCUGAUGAUGAUGUAGAUCCUAAGUGGACCAUUGAUGAAAACGAAGUAUACAACUAUGGAUCAACUCGAGUAGAAUUAUUAGAUAAACAUGGUGAUCCUCUUCCUCAUGUGGCAAAAUUAUCCAACAAAGCAGUCAUGGUGCGAUCGGCAUACCGAUACUUUGAUUUUACUCAACCAGAAACAUGUUUUAUCAAACAAUCGAACGCAAUAGUGGUACAUAGAAACAAACAAGCAUUGUUGGACGACAAGGAAGUGGAAGAUAUCUUAUCUACGUUUGGGCAAUACAUUAUGGAAGACAUUGAUGAUAAUACAACGCUGGUGGUUUAUGAUCGUGUAUUAGCUGGCAAGGAUACUGUGGAAAAAUCAUUGUUAGAAAAAUUCAAGUCUGUUGCUGGUGCUACCAUUUCUGUUGAAAGUAUUAUUGAUUACUUAGAUUAG
This is a messenger RNA of Halteromyces radiatus, 2466 nucleotides long. Its product is annotated as ribonuclease H-like domain-containing protein. Gene Ontology annotation, cellular component: cytoplasm. The record is from RefSeq and is a predicted model, not a curated record. Bases 1 to 2466 code for a protein of 821 amino acids. Gene Ontology annotation, molecular function: RNA binding; 3'-5'-RNA exonuclease activity. The transcript is spliced from 15 exons. Lineage: Eukaryota; Fungi; Mucoromycota; Mucoromycetes; Mucorales; Cunninghamellaceae.